This is a messenger RNA of Leptomonas pyrrhocoris, 2850 nucleotides long. RefSeq names its product oligopeptidase B-like proteinserine peptidase clan SC family S9A-like protein. The record is from RefSeq and is a predicted model, not a curated record. The transcript has a single exon. The coding region runs from base 139 to 2850 and encodes 903 amino acids. Gene Ontology annotation, molecular function: serine-type endopeptidase activity. Gene Ontology annotation, biological process: proteolysis. NCBI's taxonomy places the organism in Eukaryota, Euglenozoa, Kinetoplastea, Trypanosomatida, Trypanosomatidae.
GCAAAGUAUCAGUGGCACAACACGGUGAUUGUAUUUGUCUGGAAGCGACGCUGUAAAAAGAUAUAUAUGCUUUCUGCCGUUGUUUUAGACCCAAGCUGCGACUAGAAAGCCGUGAUUUGUAGCGGGCGGUAACGGAAAAUGACGGCGUUGUUUCCGUGGGUGCCGACGUCCAAUCUGGGGUACCGUUUUUCCCGUCAAGCUGUCAACAAAUGGUACCCUCAGCUGCGGAAUUUGUAUCCUCUCCCCAUGUUGGAUGGCCCGUUGCCAGCCGCAAAACCCGAGACAACAGUGCUGCAUGGCGAAUUGCAGAAACCGGACCCGUUUUGCUACAUGGAGGACCUCUUUGACCGUGACACGCAACAGUACAUCAAAAAGGAAAUGCAGCAUUUCGCUCUGAUUGACAGUAAGUUUGAUUUUAAACAUUCAAAAGGUCGUUUAUGGGCCGAACUGGACGCCAAGGUCGUGGUCAGUAGCCGUGAUGGCGGCUACGAUAAAGGAGAGGAGCGAAUCGAUGAUUACGUGUACUUUACGCGUGUUGUCCCAGGACACGACCCUGACGCCGUCGGAUUUUAUCGCAAACGUUUUGGUGAGGUUGAUCUACUUGCCGAGGAGCUCAUCAACCCUGUCUUUCUGCAGCAACAUUUCGGGUACAAGGACUGCUCUGUUGGUGUUUGCCGCGUUUCCGAGGACGGCAAGUAUCUUGCGUACACGCUUUCGGUCGAGGGAGGCGAUCGCUUUUUGUGUCACAUUCGCAGCAUCGACAACGCUAGUCUGUUCCACGUAAUCCGCGGCAACAAUAUCGUGAGCAUCGAAUUCGGGUCCGGUAAUCAGUUUUUCUACACGGAGUCGAAUGAGCUGAAUCGCCCGCAUCGUGUCAUGAUGCAGGAGAUACGGCCCGGCAUUCUGGAGCCGCCAGUUGAGAUUUACCGUGACGACGACGAGCAGUUUUUUGUUGAUGUUCGAAAGACGAAGGACAACAAGUUUCUCACCAUCACAUCUGACUCCAAGGUCAAGGGGAACGCGUUAGUUAUGCCGGCAUCCUACCCUAUUAUUCCCACUCCUCUCAAGUCCUUCUUUAAAGACGGCAAGCCGAUUGAGAUUGUCGGAAAAACGGGAUGGAACUGGCUGGAACACUACCGUGGCCACUUCGUCAUGGUGACAUCUAACAAAGGACCCAACUUUCGUGUUGUGUACAUCCGUGACGAGGUAGCGCUUGCGUACGGCAAAGAGGCAGAAUGGAAGGAGUUGGUGCCACAUCGCGACGAUGUGCAGAUCACAGAUGUGGACCUCUUCAAUGAUCGCAUCAUCCUCUUUGAGUCUCAUUGCGAAUUUGAGCGCAUUCAGCAAGUUCGCGUGAUCAAAUGUGACGACGGACUUGACGCAGCUGCGCAGUCACCGCGGAGUAACGACGUGGUUCUGCACUUCCCGCCGUUGUCAUCUGUCACGCCAGGCCUCAACAAGAAUUUUGCGCAAGAGUCGAUGAAUUUCGUCUACAGCAGCCUGAUCCAGCCGCCACGCGACUGCGUUUUCAACUUCAGCUCGAGCAUCACCGCAGAGCAGGCGAAACUGUGCGCGCCGGAGGCGCUCUUUACGCAGCGGCAGGCGGAGCAGUUCACUCCGUGGGACUACAUGUGGCCGUACAGCAUGUAUCGGGACGUCUGCGUGUCCGAGGACGGGACGGAGAUUCCGAUCACCAUCUGCCAGCGUCGCGAUGCCUUUGUGCAGGAGGCGACCGACUUUGAGGCGCAGCCCAACACUCCAAAACACUGCCUCAUCUACGUUUACGGGUCGUAUGGCGAAGUUCCAUCGAUGCAUUUUCAGCUGGCACCGUACAUGUGGAUGCUGCGACGGCGGUGGACCGUUGCGUUUGCGCACGUCCGCGGUGGUGGCGAGCUGCCGAACUGGGCGGAGAUGGGCAAGGGGAAGAACAAGCUCAAGUCGAUUCAGGAUUUCGUUGCGUGCUGCGAGCACAUGGUUGACGCGGGAUACACCAAGCCCGAGUUGAUGGUAGCGGGGGGUACGAGCGCGGGUUGUGUCCCGAUCGCGGCGGCCAUGAACAUGCGAGGCUGCGGGCUUUUCGGCAACGUGCUGCUGCGGUCACCUUUUCUCGACGUCAUCAACACCAUGUUGGACCCCGAGCUCCCACUCUCGCUUGCCGAGCGCGAUGACUGGGGGGACCCGCUGAACAACAAGCCUGAUCUAGACCUACUAAAGCAGUAUGACCCUUACUACAACAUCAACGACCGUGUCACGUACCCGGGGAUGAUGAUUUCUGCGUGCCUGGACGACGACCGAGUGCCGGCGUGGAAUGCGCUCAAGUACGUCGCGAAGCUGCGGCAGCAGCGGGCGCGAAAAGACGUCGACCCGGUGGCGCGGCCUUUAGUCCUGCGUGUGCGGAGGAGCGGCGGGCACCACUUCUGGGACGACACGGAGAACAUCUGCGAGGAGAUUGCGUUUUUGUGUGCUCAGCUAGACCUUGAGGGCCCUGGCAAAAUGCUCAAUGACAUGGAUGUCAUGACGCACAUGCACAACCUCACCACUACCGGCGCGAUGGAUCACGAUGAUCAGCAAAAGGUGUUUCUGAAGUGGGACAACUGGGAGCGGGAGCGCAUCGAUUACCACGUCAAGCUGAACUCCUUCAACUGGGAGCCGAAUUUCCGCAAGAUGAAGGCGGAGAAAGAGCCCUUCUUCUGGGUUCCGACCGAUUCGGAGCUGGAUCAGAAGAAGGUGGACGAGAUGUUCCGCACAAAGGAGCGGGACGCCCGGGAGAGCACAACGUCUGGCGCCAAGACGGGAAGCCACGGCAAGGCGAGUGGCCGGAACAUCUACCAAGAGGAGCGGAAACGUUAA